ACUGGCGGCGCUCUAGUGGAAGCAUCAGUUGAGAUCCUCUCGCAGCAUCCACAGCAUCUAAGCAGGAUGAGGAUAACUGCGCUGGUAUGCCUCGCGGCUGUGCUUCUGGCAUCGGCCACAGCUGAGGAUGCUGCAGGAAAGGGGGCAGAGGCCACCAAGAAGGACAAGCGUGGCAUUCUCUAUGGAGGGUACGGCCUGGGGGGUGGCCUAGGAGGCGCUAGCCUCGGGAGCUACGGAGGAAGCCUCGGAGGCAGUUACGGAGGCAGCUACGGAGGCGGCUACGGAGGCGGCUACGGCGGUGGCUACGGCUAUGGCGGCGGCUACGGAUACGGUGGAGGCUACGGAUACGGUGGAGGCAUCGGCCUGGGCUCCGGCGGAAUUGGUCUGGGCAGUGGCUUAGGCGGUGGCCUCGGAGGAGGUCUCGGCGGUGGUCUCGGAGGUGGUUUCGGAGGAGGUGCCGGCAUCGGCCUCGGCGGAGGCGUCGGGGCUGUAGCCAUCGCUCCGACCAGGACCGUCGUCCAGACGGUGACCGUCCCGGAACCUCAGCCCGUGCCCGUCCCGGUGGAGCGCCCCGUCCCAGUUCCUCAGCCCGUCCCCGUCCCCGUCAGUCGCCCCGUGCCCGUUCCCGCGCCUUACCCAGUCCGUGUGCCCCACCCUGUGCCUGUUCCAGUCCCCAGACCUGUUCCAGUUCCAGUGAGUCGCCCUGUCCCGGUGCCCGUUUCCCGUCCAGUCCCCGUCCCAGUGCCACAACCGUACCCCGUGCGAGUACCCCACCCCGUCCCGGUGGCCGUCCCCCAGCCUUACCCCGUAACUGUGCCUGAACCCCGCCCUGUAGCUGUACCCGUCCCGGUCUCCAGCGGAAUCUCCUCCAUUGGCAUCGGCGGCGGAAUCGGUGCCGGUGGUAUCGGCGGAGGAGCCGCACUCAUCAGCUCCGGUAUCGGCUCCGGCAUCGGCUCGGGCAUCUCUGGAGGCAUCAUCUCGUCCGGAUCACUCGGCGGUGGAUAUGGUGGCUCCUACGGAUACGGUGGCGGAUACGGUGGCGGAUACGGAGGUGGUUACGGUGGUGGCUAUGGGUCUGGAGCCAUCAUCUCCUCCGGCAUCAGCAGUGGAAGCCUCUACUCUGGCAGCCUCUCGGGCAGCUACGGUGGUGGAUACGGUGGCGGCUACAGAGGCCACUCGAAGAUCUGUUCGGAACUCUUUCUGAAGCACGGCAGACCAUCAUCGCAGGCCGCACCUAGCGAUGCCUUACCCAAUCCUGUCCCGAUCUCAGUGUACCUCACAGCCGUGCUUCUGGCAUCGGCCAUAGCUGAGGAUGCUGCAAAGAAGGACACCCCAAAGAAGGACAAGCGUGGUAUUCUUUACGGAGGACUCGGCGGUAUCGGGGGAGGCGGCAUCGGCGGAGGCUACGGCUACGGUGGAGCCCUUGGCGGUGGUUACGGAGGCAGCUAUGGCUACGGUGGCGGCAUCAGUAGCGGCUAUGGAGGAAUCAGCGGUGGCUACGGAGGAAUCAGCGGUGGCUACGGAGGAAUCAGCGGUGGCUACGGAGGAAUCAGCGGCGGAUAUGGAGGAAUCAGCGGCGGAUAUGGAUACGGUGGUGGUAUCGGAUUGAGCUCUGGCGGCAUUGGCCUCAGUGGAGGUGCUGGUGGGAUCGGUGGAGGGUCCAUUGGUCUUGCAUCAGGUGGGGCAGGCAUCGGUUCUUUUGGAGGUGGCCUCGGUGGUGCCGGAAUCGGCAUCGGGUCAGGUGUGGGGGCUGUAGCAGUCGCUCCGACCCAGACGGUCGUCCAGACCGUUGCAGUUCCUGAACCUCAGCCCGUGCCUGUUCCAGUAGAUCGCCCAGUCCCUGUUCCCCAGCCCGUUCCAGUUCCAGUCAGCCGUCCUGUACCUGUCCCCCAUCCGUACCCCGUCCACGUGCCCCACCCAGUGCCCGUUCCAGUCAGCCGACCAGUCCCCGUUCCAGUGAGCCGUCCAGUUCCAGUUCCCAUCUCACGUCCCGUCCCUGUCCCUGUGCCCCAGCCGUACCCCGUGCGAGUGCCGCACCCAGUUCCAGUCGGUGUCCCUCAGCCGUACCCUGUGACUGUCCCUGAACCGCGACCUGUACCAGUCCCUGUUCCUGUAUCGACUGGAGUCUCCUCUGUUGGCCUCGGAAGUGGAAUCGCUUCUGGAGGAUCCUUCGCCGGUGGUUCUGGAAUAGGAUCUGCUGGCCUCAUCGGUGGAGCUGUAUCAUCUGGCAUCUCCAGUGGAAUCAUCGCGUCUGGUAGUUCCCUGGGUGGUGGAUACGGUGGUGCAUACGGCGGUGGAUACGGAGGCUCUUACGGCUACGGCGGUGGAUACGGAGGCUCUUACGGCUACGGCGGUGGAUACGGUGGUGGCUACGGAUCUGGAGGGGUAAUCUCCUCUGGCAUCGGUAGCAGCAUCAGCGUAUCAAAGCUACUUAGUAGUCUCCAUUGGCCCGAUCCCAUCCUUCACAAACAGUGACAGAGAGAAUUGACAGUCGGUCGUAGGAAAGGGCUUCAGAUCUCAGAAACAGAUGGAAGCAGCUUUCUUUUACUAAAAUCGUGCUGUGAUACCAAUUACGGAUAACGAAUGUCAAUUCUUGCGGCUGUUUCCUUAGCCCCAUUAUUACAUGUACUCAUUAUGUGUGAUCAUGUCAUCUCCACGCUAUUCUCAUAUGUAUACGUUU
Molecule: messenger RNA, 2680 nt
Organism: Schistocerca serialis cubense
Lineage: Eukaryota; Metazoa; Arthropoda; Insecta; Orthoptera; Acrididae
Product: elastin-like
Exons: 5
Coding region: 67-2475 (802 amino acids)
Source: RefSeq, a predicted model, not a curated record